Beauveria bassiana ARSEF 2860 is the source of this 1197-nucleotide messenger RNA. RefSeq lists its product as uncharacterized. NCBI's taxonomy places the organism in Eukaryota, Fungi, Ascomycota, Sordariomycetes, Hypocreales, Cordycipitaceae. Bases 1 to 1197 code for a protein of 398 amino acids. The record is from RefSeq and is a predicted model, not a curated record. The transcript has a single exon. Gene Ontology annotation, molecular function: nucleic acid binding.
AUGAGGUAUCGCAACGCCCCUCGGGGGUUCAAGAUUUCGCACUGGCGCCAUCUAUACGAUGCCUGCGUUUGCAGCAUCGACCAAGUGAAUCGCAUAGCCGACAACGCAAUUUUUGUCAUCUUCGACGCUGAGCCCUGGGCCGAAGAUAAUGCCAAGGCGGCCGAGAUUGGCAUAUCUAUGCUACGGGUACCUAAUUGCAGAAAUGUCGCUGCCGUACCGACAACAUUGACCGAAUUUGCCCAAGAACAUGGCAUUGCAACGCAUCGAAUCCAGAUCAUCGGAAAGGAAAGGCCAAAAAAGGUCGAAGCGCACAGCUUCGGCCAAGAGCAUCGCGUAUCCUGUAUUGAUGUCGAGCAACACAUCAUCGGUCUCGUCGACUCUUAUCGGGAAAAGAUGGCAUCUACCAGCGGACAAAUUGUUUUCGUCGGUUUCGACCUCCGAUUCGAGUUCCGGUUGAUCUCAACUAUAUACACGAGAUUAACAAACUACUUCACAUCCUGGUUAGACGUCCAAGAGCUAUCACGGCGUGCGAGCCGUGUGGAAAUGCCAGGCUUGAGCGAGACUCUUAAAGCUUGCGGAUUCGGCCUGCAAGACUCGAAAGAUUUACAUAGUUUGAACGGUCGACAUAACGCAGCGACGGAUACAGUCCGUGCAGCUGCUGUGUUGUAUUACCUUUUAGCAAGAGACGACCACCAACAAUUGCAGAUUGCGACUUCCGACCGCAACGCCAGUAUACUCUCUCGGAGGCGUCGAGCACAGCCUUCCAACAACCCCGAGGAUCGAAAGCUCUGGAGAGGCGCGCGGCCAAAUCCGAAAGAGCUUUACCCAUACACUGCAAGGGUCAAGACCUCGACAGGGCAUAUUCUCGACCCCAAGGGCUUACUCGAGACCUUUGCGGAAUAUAAUCCAGUUGCAGUUGGUAUUGCCAAGCAAAGCAUACAUCGAUACGGAUGGGUCUGUCUGCCCAGCCUUUGCGUUCUUGAAGAAUUUGUGCAACGUGUGAACGGCGCCGAGCAUCCGCAAGGCGGUGAAUGGAUUGCAGUGUCAGAUUAUGAUCCUGACAUCCUCCCCGCCAACAAUAUGCGCGAACUCAAGGAAAGGCUGCACGCAAAGGCGGAUGAGAAGCGUGAACAGCGCCGCCUAAAGCGGCUGGCCCACGAGACUGUUGCUCUAUCAGAGGUUGAAGCGAUACAGUGA